Coniosporium apollinis CBS 100218 is the source of this 2613-nucleotide messenger RNA. RefSeq lists its product as uncharacterized. Gene Ontology annotation, molecular function: protein binding. The record is from RefSeq and is a predicted model, not a curated record. Bases 1 to 2613 code for a protein of 870 amino acids. The transcript has a single exon. NCBI's taxonomy places the organism in Eukaryota, Fungi, Ascomycota, Dothideomycetes.
AUGCUCAACGAAACCCCCCGGACACAAGCAUCAGCUGACAUUGUCUGCUACUUCUUCUUCAAAGACGACAACGAAGAGCAGAAGAGUGCCAUCAAUGCUUUACGAGCUCUGCUUCAUCAAAUCUAUGUUGCCGAGAGGCAUCUUGUCAAACACGCCAUGGCCGAGCAUGACAAAAAGUCUGAAAGAUUUGUGGAGGAGCUGGGAACGUUGUGGAACAUCUUAAUUGCGACGGCAAAGGAUCGUCCUGCUGGUAACAUCGUGUGCAUCAUUGACGCCCUAGACGAAUGUGAAUUUCGCAGCCGGCACCAGCUCAUGGACUCAUUUGUUCGCUUUCACUCCGCGGAAACCACUCAGAACAGAGGUCUUAAAAUUUUGGUGACUGGCCGACCGUACCUCGAGAUCGAACGAGGCUUUGCAACACUUCCAGCGAUCAGAUUGAAAGCCGAACUCGAGCUGAAUACGAUUGAUCAUGACAUCGAACUUGUUGUUCGGAGCAAGAUCCGUCGCAUCGGCAGAAGCGGGAGUAUGUCUGAGCAAAUGCAAUGUGAACUGGAGACAAAUCUCUUGGCGUCGGCGGACCGGACAUUCCUCUGGGUGUCACUCAUUCUUGAGCUGCUCGAGCGCAGCCCGAGAGGCUCGAAACAUGCACUGCAGAACCUGAUUGAUACUUUACCGGAAGGUCUGGAUGCAGUGUACGAGAAGAUUCUUACCAAAGCGGCUCCUGAGGGACCCGACAGAGACUAUGUUACGAAGCUGCUUCAUCUGAUCCUUGGGGCUGCUAGGCCUCUCUCUCUAGAAGAGAUGAACAUCGCACUUGCAAUCAGCCCCAAGCAUAAGUCGGAAAGCGAUCUUGCGGAAGACUUGGAGCCGCAACUAGAUCAGGCUAUAAGAGGCCUCUCUGGACUCUUUGUAAGGAUCAUUGACGAUAGGAUAUAUCUCGUUCAUCAGACGGCGAAAGAAUUUUUAUUGAGCUCAUCCGGAUCUCAGGAGCAGGCUAUGGGAUGGAAACACUCCUUCGGACAACAAAACUCAGACCGCCUUUUAGCAGCAGCCUGCCUCCGGUAUCUCACGUUGUCCGACUUUGAAAACUCGGGCCCACUGUGUAUCAGCAUAGGAGAAUGGCCUUCAACCGCAGAAGAGAAGAAACGGCCGGAUGAACUGUUGAACGAAUAUCUCUCUUGGCACAAGUUCUUGGACUAUGCAGCGAGGAAUUGGGCUAGUCAUUUCCAAGCUACACAGCACGACAACGAGCUUACAAAACUUGCCCUAGUAAACUGUCGCACACAAACAAAAAGAUUUGAGACCUGGUUCGGCAUCUACUGGGGAGGGGGCCGAGGGGCUGUCCCCUGGCCCUGGCCCCCGCGUUGGACAGAUCUGCAUGUUGGGGCGUACCUCGGACUCGAGGCGGUGGUUGAGCUGCUGCUCAGGGAGGGGUUUGACGUCGAAAUCUUUGACUGUAAUGAACAAACCAUGAAGCGCCUAAGGAUGGGCUACAGGGUCCCAGUCAAGGCGGUACUUGAUGCGGGCGCUAGUACUGAAUUCAUGAAUGCCUGGGGACGGUCUACACUAUCGGCAACUUCAAAGAACGGGCUCGAGGCGGUGGUCAAGCUAUCACUGGAUAUGGGCGCUCAUCUGAAACCCGAGAAAGAGGAUGAUCAGACUCCGCUGUGCGUCGCUGCAGCAGGUGGGCAACAGGCGGUUGUUGCGCUACUACUCCGAAGAGGGCCCGACGUGAACACCGCCAAUAUCUAUAGUCGGACAUUAUUAAUGGAAGCAAUAGAGAGGGGGGACGAGGUACUGGUCCAGCUGCUGCUAGAGCUUAAGGACUCGUCUAAUCGGACUCCGUUGUACGUCGCUACAUUAUAUGGGCACCAGGCGGUCACUAAGCUACUACUUCAAAGAGGGGCCAAUGUGAACACCGUCAAUAUCCAUGGUCGGACACCAUUAAUGGAAGCAGCAAAGUGGGGGGACGAGGUGCCGGUCCAGCUGUUGCUUGAACAUGGGGCUGACCCAAACCCAAGCGAUGGAUAUGGUGACACUGCAUUAACGGAGGCGGCUGAACACGGUCACGACGCGAUAAUCCGGAUUUUGUUGGAAUAUGGCGCUAACCUGGAGGUCAAGAAUAUACAUGGUCGGACGCCGCAGUUGCUGGCUGCGGAACUCGGACGUAAGGAAACGGUCAAGCUACUGCUUGCGUAUGGGGCCGAUCCAGAUGCUGAAGAUAACCAUCUUAUAACGCCGCUAUCCUGUGCAGCGGCAGCGGGGCACGAGGAAGUGGCCAAACUGCUACUCGCGAAAGGGGCUCGCAUAAACUCCUGUGAUAGAGACAUGCGGACGCCGCUUUCGUGGGCGGCGGAAAACGGGCGGAAGGGAAUGGUCCAGCUACUGCUCGCGAAGAGCGCCGACCCGAACGCUAAAGAUAGGGAGGAUAAGACGCCGCUGAUGCGGGCACAGGAGCCUGGUCGUUGGGGGCGACGAGACGAGGCGGUGGUAACACUACUGCAAUCAUGCAGCGAGGCGCAAUCGACCAAGAUUGGGGCUGAACCUAGUCGGAUGGCCGAGUCGUGCACCAAUAAGGCUGUAGUCGAGCUCCGAGUUGAAGGAAGGCUGUAA